This is a messenger RNA of Polyodon spathula (Mississippi paddlefish), 618 nucleotides long. Its product is annotated as nuclear receptor coactivator 3-like. Gene Ontology annotation, biological process: positive regulation of transcription by RNA polymerase II; cellular response to hormone stimulus. The record is from RefSeq and is a predicted model, not a curated record. Lineage: Eukaryota; Metazoa; Chordata; Actinopteri; Acipenseriformes; Polyodontidae. Bases 1 to 618 code for a protein of 205 amino acids. Gene Ontology annotation, cellular component: nucleus. The transcript is spliced from 4 exons. Gene Ontology annotation, molecular function: protein dimerization activity; nuclear receptor binding.
AUGACGCGGAUUGGGAGAAAUACUCCUGGAACCCCUGAGGUGAGGAUCAGUGCGAAAGCGAACGCUCUCGCUUCCUGUGGACGAGCCAGGACAUUGGGCGGUGGGCAACUCCACCCCUGUGACAAACGGCGCCGGGAGCAGGAGAGCAAGUACAUCGAGGAGCUAGCAGAGCUGAUUUCAGCAAACCUGAGUGACAUCGAUAACUUCAACGUCAAGCCUGACAAGUGUGCCAUUCUGAAAGAAACUGUUCGACAGAUCAGACAGAUUAAAGAGCAAGGGAAAGCUUCCUCCAGCGAUGAUGUUCAGAAGGCUGACGUGUCCUCCACUGGCCAGGGGGUCAUUGACAAGGACUCGCUGGGUCCGCUCUUGCUGCAGGCGCUGGACGGCUUUUUGUUCGUAGUGAACCGGGAUGGCAGCAUCGUCUUUGUGUCCGACAAUGUGACUCAGUACCUGCAGUACAAGCAGGAGGAGCUCAUCAACACCAGCGUCUACAACAUCCUGCACGAGGAGGACCGCGAGGAGUUCCACAAGAACCUGCCCAAGACCUCCGGUAAGGAGGCUGCUGUUGGGAACUUCGGCCUCUUGACGGUGGCGGAGCUCAAUUGGCAACAAUGCUAA